Solanum stenotomum is the source of this 582-nucleotide messenger RNA. Its product is annotated as S-adenosyl-L-methionine:benzoic acid/salicylic acid carboxyl methyltransferase 2-like. Bases 50 to 445 code for a protein of 131 amino acids. Gene Ontology annotation, molecular function: S-adenosylmethionine-dependent methyltransferase activity. The record is from RefSeq and is a predicted model, not a curated record. Lineage: Eukaryota; Viridiplantae; Streptophyta; Magnoliopsida; Solanales; Solanaceae. Gene Ontology annotation, biological process: methylation. The transcript has 2 exons.
AUUGGAAAUAUAUUAAGCCAAAAGUGGAUAACGUAUACACACACAAAAGAUGGAAUUCACUAAAGUUCUUCACAUGAAUGGAGGAAUGGGAGACGCUAGCUAUGCCAAAAAUUCUCUGUUUCAGCAAAAGGUGAUCCUCAUGACAAAAUCAAUAACAGAUGAAGCCAUACCUUCUCUCUACAACAACCUUUCCCCAAGAGAAACUAUUUGCAUUGCGGAUUUAGGUUGUUCUUCUGAACCAAACACUUUCUUGCCAGUGUCUCAACUCAUUCAAACUAUUGAUAAAGAAAGAAAAAACAAGGGUCAUAAGUCGCUGGAAUUUCAUGUUUUCUUGAAUGAUCUUCCCAGCAAUGAUUUUAAUACCAUUUUUCGAUUGCUACCGACAUUUCAUCAAAGUCUGAGGAAAAAAAAUAUGGAUUAUUUGAUCCUGCAAAUUGCUUUGUGACAGGAGUUGCUGGUUCAUUUUAUACUAGACUUUUCCCUUCCAAUAGCCUACACUUUGUUCACUCCUCUUAUAGUGCCUUUUCAAGUAUGUAUCAUAAUAUGCAUCAAUUUCUGAUGCUAAUAUAAAUAGGGAAAAAG